Nakaseomyces glabratus is the source of this 1293-nucleotide messenger RNA. RefSeq names its product putative phosphatidylinositol-3,4,5-trisphosphate 3-phosphatase (gene TEP1). The record is from RefSeq and is a predicted model, not a curated record. Gene Ontology annotation, molecular function: protein tyrosine/serine/threonine phosphatase activity; phosphatidylinositol-3,4,5-trisphosphate 3-phosphatase activity; protein tyrosine phosphatase activity. Gene Ontology annotation, cellular component: plasma membrane; cell projection; nucleus. Gene Ontology annotation, biological process: regulation of phosphatidylinositol 3-kinase/protein kinase B signal transduction; phosphatidylinositol 3-kinase/protein kinase B signal transduction; cell motility. NCBI's taxonomy places the organism in Eukaryota, Fungi, Ascomycota, Saccharomycetes, Saccharomycetales, Saccharomycetaceae.
AUGCCGACGAUCAAUCGUAGCACUGAUUAUACCAUUCGUGGUCCUAUGGGAAAUUUGCAUCUCAAUCCUAAAAAGUUUGUGAGAACACUUUAUGCUAUUCCCUUCAAUGUUGAGAAUAGCAGUUCUGAAUCAUCUUUAGACAUUUCUUACAUCACUCCUAACCUAUUAGUUUGCUCAUAUCCUGUUACCAAGUAUCCAAAAUUGCUUUACCGUAAUGGUUUGGAUGAAAUUGUUGAAUAUUUGAAUAAACACCACGGAAAGGGAACUUGGAAAAUAUUUAACUUCAAAGUCGAAAAGAACGGUUCUGACUAUGACGAUAUUGACAUUAAAAAUGCUGAUGAUAAGACAUUAUAUUUUCCAAAUUACCAAAGGCCAAGCUCAACAAGCUGUAGGGGACAAAGAACCACAACUUUAAAUGGGAUUAAUUCUCUAAUCUGUAGGAAGGGAUGGUUGGAUCAUUGCCCUCCACCAUUUCUGUUAUUACAGGAAAUAAUCGAUGACAUGAAUCUACAUAUUUCGCAAUCUGAAAGCAAUGUCGCUAUUCUUCAUUGUCGUAUGGGGAAAGGAAGAUCAGGAACAAUCAGCAUUGCUUACAUGAUGAAAUACAUGAACUGUCCAUUCGAAGAGGCCAAAGAACUCUUUAUGGAAAAACGAUUUAGAAUGGGAUUAAGCAAAGGGGUGACUAUUAACUCUCAAAUUAGAUACAUAAGAUAUCAUGAAUUGUCUCUGUACUACGGUAUAAAUUGCAAUAGCAUGAUAGUAGAUCAAAUAAAGAUGUCACGGUUCCAACUUGAGUCCAUAACGCUGCAAGCAAUGUCGGGAAUACUCUUCUCUCAUCCGUAUUAUACUGCCGUGAAGAUUUCAAAGUAUAAUAAUAACAGAGACGGCUUAAUAGACCUUAUUUCAGUGCAAACACCCGAACAAGUAUCAACCACCAAGGCAUUAUAUUUUAAGAAUAGUAAGAAUAUUACCAUAGAUAUCAAUGUGCCUGUUGAAGUGAGUGAUAUCAAAAUAGAAUUUUCACUAGUAGCUCGAUCCCAUGCAAUGUCUCACAGAAUAACCACAUUAGCAUCAAACUCGAAUUGCUGGCUCAACCUUUACUGGGAAACAGUGAGAUGUAGUAAGACAAACUCAACAAAUAACUUCUUACUGAAUGAACUGCGCCAUGAACAAAACAAUGGCCUGAAAUUUAUUUUUAUAAUCCGUUGGAAUGAAUUAGAUGGCACUUCUGGAACCCGGAGUAAAGGCUUACGCCUCUUCUCAUCGUGCAUUCUGAAAUGGUCUUUAUUGUGA